Candoia aspera is the source of this 5672-nucleotide messenger RNA. RefSeq names its product UBX domain protein 7 (gene UBXN7). NCBI's taxonomy places the organism in Eukaryota, Metazoa, Chordata, Lepidosauria, Squamata, Candoiidae. Gene Ontology annotation, biological process: proteasome-mediated ubiquitin-dependent protein catabolic process. Gene Ontology annotation, cellular component: nucleus. The coding region runs from base 49 to 1515 and encodes 488 amino acids. The record is from RefSeq and is a predicted model, not a curated record. Gene Ontology annotation, molecular function: ubiquitin binding. The transcript is spliced from 11 exons.
ACUGGGAUCGGCAGGUGGCAAGUGUUGUUCGGUGGUAGAGGCGGCAAGAUGGCGGCGCCCGGGGGCUCCGCUGCCGCCUCAGUGUUGAAGGGGUUAAUUCAGCAAUUCACCGCCAUCACGGGUGCCAGUGAAAGUGUAGGCAAGCAUAUGCUUGAAGCAUGCAACAAUAAUCUGGAAAUGGCUGUCACUAUGUUCCUUGAUGGUGGAGGAAUUGCUGAAGAACCCAGUACUAGUUCUGCAAGUGUAUCAAACCUGCGACCGCAUACAGAAGAUGAAGUGAGGGCACCAAUUCCUCAAAAACAAGAAAUUCUGGUAGAACCAGAACCCUUAUUUGGUGCACCAAAAAGACGCAGACCAGCUCGUUCGAUAUUUGAUGGCUUUCGGGACUUCCAGACAGAAACUAUUCGGCAGGAGCAAGAAUUGAGAAAUGGAGGAGCCAUAGAUAAGAAGCUCACCACCCUUGCAGAUCUCUUCAGGCCUCCAAUUGAUUUGAUGCACAAAGGAAGCUUUGAAACAGCCAAGGAGUGUGGUCAAAUGCAGAACAAGUGGCUCAUGAUUAAUAUUCAGAAUGUGCAGGAUUUUGCCUGUCAGUGUCUCAAUCGUGAUGUUUGGAGCAACGAUGCUGUAAAAAAUAUUAUCCGGGAACACUUCAUUUUUUGGCAGGUAUACCAUGACAGCGAGGAAGGACAAAGAUAUAUACAAUUCUACAAAUUGGGAGAUUUCCCGUAUGUGUCUAUCCUGGACCCUAGGACAGGGCAGAAACUAGUGGAAUGGCAUCAGUUAGAUGUAACUUCUUUUUUGGACCAAGUGACUGGGUUCCUAGGUGAACAUGGACAACUGGAUGGACAUUCCACCAGCCCUCCCCAGAAACGCACUCGCUCAGAGAGUUUAAUUGAUGCAAGUGAAGAUAGCCAGUUGGAAGCUGCAAUCAGAGCAUCAUUGCAGGAAACACAUUUUGACUCUGACCAAAUCAAGCAGGAGAGCAGAUCAGAUGAAGAGUCUGAAUCGGAGCUUUUCUCUGGAAGUGAGGAGUUUAUUUCUGUUUGUGGUUCUGAUGAUGAUGAGCCAGAAAAUUCUGCCAAGUCUAGAAAAUCCCCACACAAGGAUUUGGGAUGUAGGAAAGAGGAAGGCAGAAGACCUCAACCUGAACCAACAUCAAGAACUGAACCUGAGAUAAUAAUAAACCACAGAGGACUAUCUUGCAUUGAUUCAGGGGUGCUAGAAGAAACUGGAGCUAAGCCAGAUGGUUCACAGAAGGAACCGAAUGUGAAUGGACCAAAAGCACAACUAAUGCUAAGAUAUCCAGAUGGGAAGCGGGAACAGAUUUCAUUGCCUGAACAAGCAAAGCUUCUGGCUCUCAUCAAACAUGUACAGUCAAAAGGAUACCCCAAUGAACGUUUUGAACUCCUCACCAACUUUCCCCGGAGGAAACUUUCCCAUCUGGACUAUGACAUCACAUUACAGGAGGCUGGUCUUUGUCCACAAGAAACUGUAUUUGUACAGGAAAGGAAUUAGUUUCCUCCCAUAUCAUCUUUGCCUACAGUACUAACUCACUACAUAUGCAGAAUUGAAAGCAGGCAGCCAUUUGCUGAUUUCUCUUUCUUCCCAUUCUUUAUGCUAUUCUUAACAAGCGAACGAAGUGAAAUCAGCAGAAAAAGUUCAUUCGGCAUUAAUGCUGGAAGAGGGCUUAUGUGUUCAGUAGUUUGUUGCUGUUUCAGAAUAAAGUUGCCUGUACAUCCAGCAUGCUGCAGACAGAGAAUAUCAAGAGCAAGAAAUAUUCUUCCUCCCCUGAGAAAAACAAAUGUUUUCUUUAAUAUAUUUAUUUUUCAAAGGUCAUGUGACCAGGCAUUAAGGAAUUCUUCAGACAACCAUCUCAAUAUGUGCAGUCUGCAUGGAAGAGAUGCAUCAUUUCGUUUUCAGCAUGUGUUUUUUUUUUCCUCCUGGGAUCCCCACAUGUUCUGAAAUCAGAAUGCUUCCUGUACUGCUGCUGGUUGCAUGUAAUAAAUUGUCAUGUAUUUAUUAUGCACAGGCUUUUUAGGAAAGGAGCACAGGCCUAAAUGACUAUGUGAAGAGAUUCUGUGUUUUGGUUACAUGCGAAGAGAAAAACAAAUGAAGUGCUGUUUCAUUGCCCAAGUAGCCCUUCAUAAGUCAUAGCAAGUGUUGUUGGAGAAGGGGCAUAGAAUGUGGAACAUUAAAGUGUCUAUUUUAAAUUGAUUUGUAUGUACUACUUUUGUUACGGAGGAGUGAGGUAAUAAAAAUAAUAGAUGUAGUCAGUAGUAUAAAGUAUCCUUGUGUAGCCUAGCUCUGCGGGGCUUUUUCCUUUUCACAAUUAAAAUUAUAGAAAGGGAAUUGAUUUCUCUUUUUUUUCCCCCAAAAUAUUACCAGCAGUGAAACAUUCACAGAAUGAAUGUGAAACUUAUAAAACCUCUUCUGUCAUAACUUAAAGCUGUUUUCAUUCUCUAUGCCACUUUUUGGAAGUCUCUCCCAUUGACAUUUAGUGAACGUGCAUAGAUGCUGGGCUCCAAGCAAGCAUUUUUGUGUUUUUUCAGUAAUUCUGAAAUCUUUUUGAUUAACAAUUAAAUAUAGUUAAUUAAGUUAAUCAAAUUUAAUUAAGUAAAGUACAAACAAACAUGGUUUUCCAACAAUAAAAACUGUUUGAAAAACUCAAAUUAAGAAACAGCUGCUUGCCAUCAUUUGUUCUAAAUGGCCAAAAAAUUAUAGAUGUGCUCCAGGUUUGAACAAUGGUAGGUAAGGUUUGGAUCAUUUGAGUCUGGUAAUAUUUACAUUGUAUGGAUUGUAUUACCACUACAUUUGGUUAAUCCAUGUAUACGAGCUUGAGGAUCAAAGAUACUUACACUGCAUUGUAGAAUGAAAACAUUUCCCUCCUUAGUUUUUUUUCCCCCCCCUUACAGAUGCUAGCAACAAAUGUAAGAUAAAUGUAGUGUGGAUUAAUAGGUGUUUUACACAUACGCCACAAUUGCUUUUAUGUUCAAAACCAUACAGCUAAUAUAUUUCUAAAUUAAUGGAGACCCAGCAAUAUGCUCAGUAAGAAAUCUAGCUUUAAACAUGAAAUGUUUUUGGAAAUGGAUGCCCACGAACAUUUGAUACAUAGCUGAAAAAAAAUACUAAAGGUUGAUCUGUUAAAAUUUAUCUAGACAUUUGUAUCAAAUAUUGUCUCAUUCUUGUUGCUCUAACUUUUUUUACCCAUUUUAUCCUUUAUUUGUCCUUCAAUCUUCUUGUGACCUUUCCUCCUGCCUUGCCUUUCAGAAAUCUUUUAAAGUUCUUGGUCUGCUCUAGAAAGCUGCUCCUAUCUGUAUAGGACCUGUGUGAUGCUUCAUCCAAACCAACAAUUUGUUUGCUCAUACAUUAAUCAUAUGCUGAAAACUGGAAAUGUUUGUGGAAGUUCCAUGCCCUUGGAUAGACCCAGGUGUCAGUGGCUUUGCUGCAAAAGUUCAGUACAAGCUCUACUGCAUUUUCUGUCAUUGCUAUGUUUAAAGAAAACCUUGGAAAGUUUGCAGUAUAGUUCUUGCUCUAAUCAGAUUGCAAAAUAAAAUUGUGAGAAUAGAAUUCAUUAGCAGUUAUAAGCUACUGGAAGAAUGGCAGUGGUCAUAUCCAUAAAUCAUUCAACUAUUUUUUUUAAAAUCUCUGAACUCAAGUAUAAUUACUUGCCUUGUCCAGUAGUUUAUUCCAAUUUAGUCCCCCCACCCCACCCCACCCCAGAUCCAUGUGGUACUACUUAGUAAAGUAUAUCAGUGCCUCAUACUCAAGAAAAUUUUCCCCGAUGCUGAACUUGUAACGGUAUUUAUGCCAGUUGAGCUUUUCUGGAGAAGGAUUUCCACAAUUACUACUAAAAAGACACACUGUGAUUACCGUCCCCUGCACCUAAUCAUAAGUAGAGAACAUAUGAAUCACUCUAUGUGUGUUUUACUCUUUUGUUUUAUAACAGCGGCCAGUAGACAGGGCCUUUUCUCAGAAUUCUUGCAUCUAAUGGUGGCAUUGCUUUAAUGGAAAGUGCUUCCACUGAUGACAUUUGGGGCAGUUGCUCUCAGAAUCCCCUGAAGUUGCACUAGCAAAAUUUGGUAGCAUAUGUCUGAUAAUUAGAGGUGGGAUUUCACACUCACUGUUGUGCCUAAGACAAACAUAAGGUAAGCUUAUGUUAUCUUAUGUACAAGCUUAACACCAUGAGAAAAAGCACCCCAGAAAUCCCAGCCUGCCCACUUGUGCAAUAUGCUAUUCUUGCCAUUGCCUUGCCAACUGCAAGCUUUGGCCAGCCCACUCCCCCAAACGUGGACCCUGACUGCCCAAAGGUUGCCCAAUGCAGAUAAUAGAGAACCUCCUAAGUAAAACAACCACACAAGAUUUCUGACUUACUAAUGCUGCCGAGUAGAUCAUGCUAGAGACUAGGUAAGCAGCAAAACUGUUUGUACAGGUCUGCCAUUGUUCUUUCCCUUAAAAAAAAACUAAAAACUGGGAAUGAUAUGUUUGGGGUGGAGCUGAUCCAAACACAGAAACCAGGAUAACUGCAAAAAUGUUCUUGCUCUAAGACCUUUGGGCAAUUUCUCUUAACUUUAUCUUACACUCAUCAGAUCCCUUUAUUGGUUUUUAUUCUUAUCCUUAAAAAAGUUUAGCAGCAUACAGAAGGCCUUAUGUACGGUUCUAAGGUACUUGGAGUAAGGGAGAACUGUAGAAAGUGCCUUCCAAGCUAAAAAGCAGCACAUAAAUCUUAAUUAGGAACAAAAUGACUAUAAUUGGAUAUUUUAAAAGUUAUUGUUACUAGCCUUUUUACAGGUUUUUGUUUUAAAGCUUACUGUUAAGGAAUAUGGAUGCAAAUUAUGUAAAAUACAUUGUGUAUUCAUGCCUAAUUCUAGGUUGUCCUCUUAUGCCUCUAGACCUAAACAUCAUCCCAUGUUACAUAAUUUUCUCUAUGCUGUUAUUUCUAAAGAGACAAUUGUAGCAAGAUUGAACAGAACCCACUGGUAUGCGGGGGCUCCAGGGUUUCAGUUCUGCUAAAGCUGGUGAGUCAUCACCAAGAAUUCUGGGGGGACCGUUGGAGAAGCAGCCCUCCCUGCCCCACAGCUGACUGACAACUCACUCCAGGCACUUGGCGUUUAGGGAGUGUGUGAUGCAACCAGCUGAUAAACAACAAUGAUGUUUGACAUAAUUGACAAGCCUAGCAUCUAAAGAAUCAUUUUGAGAUAACCUCUUCAUUGUCACCAUUUCACUUUUAAAUAUGUGACAUUGCUGCUAGUGUAAUAUUGGAAGGUGAAUUCAAAAGGAAUUCUGGAGUCUUAAAGUUUGUGAAUUUGGAUGAGUUGAAAUAUUAAUGUUACCAAUAUUUGACUUUGGAGGAUAUGAUUUGGAUAUUGAUAUAAUCAAAAUUAUGGUUUCCUUCAAAACACUAACUUUUUAAAGUUGGAUUGUUAGAUUUAUAUUCUUAUAGCUUCAGCUAUGUAAAACUGUUGUCUACACUUUUAAUAGAAGCCAUUUCUUUUGUAAUUAUGAUAUAAUUUUAAGAUGAGUGGGGGAAGAGAUUUCACUUGCUGUAAUGAGAACGAUAAAACACAAGGCAACCUCUGAUCUAUAUGUACAACUGCUGCAUUUUUAUAAAUAUGUGUAAAUGUCCUUCCUAAUGUAAUAUUUUGAUCCUGAAAAUAAAUCAGACAUUUUCACUA